ACUUGACUACAAAAAUAAGUUCAUAUGGUAAAAAUUGUCCUUUAAUUUUCACCACCAAUAAAACAAAUUUCCCAUUAAAAACAUGGCUGAUCGUAGUAAUUCUCAAUCUUUGGUGGCGAUGGUGGGUCGUCUUUUUGAGACCGGGCUUUACUCCGACUUAGCAAUUUUAGUCGGGGAGGAACAAUUUCGAUUUAACGUGCAUAAAGUUUUUGUCGCGGGGAGGUCCUCCGUUUUCGAUACGAUGUUGGAAAAACGAUGGAUUGAACAAAGUCAAGGGCAGAGUUAUACGGAAGAAGAAGGCAAAAUAAUUGUACACCUUCCGCAACACGGGGUUGAUGCGUUUCGCAUAUUUUUGCAGUAUCUUUACACGGACGAGUUAAAAAUGGAUGAAAACAUUGACUUGAGCUUGGAGGUUUUGGAAUUGUCUAAUUUUUACGAUGUUCCAAAACUACUGGGGGAGAUUAUUGAGCAGAUUAAGGGUCGAAUUGGGGUGAAGAACUGCUACGAGAUUUACAGAAGGACGAAGCACAUAGAUAGCGCCCUGAGUGAAGAGAGUUUUGAGUUUUUGCUGAGAAACAUCAAAUCCUUUGGGGAAACUGAUGCCUUCCUGUUAUGUGAUUAUGAAACCGUGAAAACCGUAUUGAAGCAAGAUGUCUUAGAUAUCGGUGAAGUGGAUUUGUUCAAAGCUGUGAAAAAAUGGGGAGAUCAUGUUUCAGAUACGGAUGAAGAUGAAGAUCGCCCACGCUCAACCGUUAUGCCAGAAUUAUUGGAAAUGAUCCGUUUUCCGAUCAUUGGAAUGCAGGAUUUCGCCGCUGAAGUCGUGCCAACAGGAGUGCUUGCAAAGGACGAAGUUAUUGAGAUGUUUCUGUACUUUGCGAAACCCGAAAAGACGAAAACAAAGUAUGAAAGUUCUCCAAGGGUGAAAAAGUUGGUCAUGGCGGGUCCACAAGCUCUCAGGUUUCCAGUUGAUACAGGUAGCAGCCGUGUUACCUUUCACAUCAUGGAAAAAAAGAUGGUCGAAGAAUUUCCUGCGGAGCUACAAUUACAAGUAUCCAAUAGAGUAAGCUUGAGCGGAAUUGUAGUUAACAGUUCGGACAUCUUUCAACUUAUCCAAAAUCCACAGACGGUUACAUUUCAACUGUUUAUUCAACAACCAUUAUGCUUCUAUACAGCACGUUUGAGGCAAGAUUCCACUCAAAGAUUAACACCACCGUUAAUAAGCUCAAAUCUCGAAAUUGCUGCACAGUUUGAACUAGAACCAGGUACAGUGUAUAAUUUCACAGUGAAAUGCUCGACAGACACGGUGUAUGGGGGACCCUUGAAUUCAUCACAGGAAAAAAUAUACCAACGGAUUAAGCCCUUUGGCCGACAACCAUGCAACGGUAGGAUUCAUGAUGGCGAUGUCACAGCCACCUUCCACACGCCAAAUUUUGGCAAUGCAUGCCCCAAUGUGAACUCGUGGAUUCGUGAUUUACUUUUCAGUCCAGUGUAAAGGUCCCUCUUCGGAGCCAUGCGUCGCGUUAUCGGAUUAUAACUAAUUUGAAUUAAUACACUAUUCUGAACCAAUUGUAAAUAUUUCAUGUAUGUACAUACAUGGGAAUUAUUUGUGCGUGUAACCUCAUUUCCAUAUUUUGACCCAUUCGUAAAAUACAUAGAGUUUAUUCAACACGGAAAGCCCGUAUCGGAAAGUGGGCAUAGUGGGAUUUAUGCAAAUUAGGUGACAAGCGUACAUAAAUGCGAUCACCGUAUGCACAGUUAUAAAUCUGGUAGAGUAACGAACUUCUUACUGGUAUUGACUUGGCAUUAAUUACCUUCCUACCGGAUUCUUCGUAGUUUGUGUCUGAAUGGUAUGCAAAUUUUAUAUUUACAUACCACAACAGUACUAAACGGCAAUUACCGUUAUUAUUAAAUUGCCGUGACCUGCAGAGUCAUAUGUAUAAAAUGUAUAUCUACUCCUGCCAGUAAUGAACUACUUAAUACCACUUUUCUAAAAGCAUGUUUGCAUAGAAGCGUGGGAUAUGGCAAGGUAACAAUUUGAAAUUUUUAUGUAUUUUCGAUUAGUUGCACUAUUAAAUCUGCGAAUAAAACUA
This is a messenger RNA of Folsomia candida, 2090 nucleotides long. Its product is annotated as BTB/POZ domain-containing protein 2. The transcript is spliced from 7 exons. The coding region runs from base 83 to 1492 and encodes 469 amino acids. The record is from RefSeq and is a predicted model, not a curated record. Gene Ontology annotation, molecular function: protein binding. Lineage: Eukaryota; Metazoa; Arthropoda; Collembola; Entomobryomorpha; Isotomidae.